Molecule: messenger RNA, 2022 nt
Organism: Eupeodes corollae
Lineage: Eukaryota; Metazoa; Arthropoda; Insecta; Diptera; Syrphidae
Product: rho GTPase-activating protein 17-like
Exons: 9
Coding region: 669-1754 (361 amino acids)
Source: RefSeq, a predicted model, not a curated record
CGUAGCUGCUACCAUUCACUGUUUUAACUUAACUCUAGACUCUACAAGUAUUACCAAUAAAGACGUCUUCCAAGUGUGACGAACUUUCAGUUAGAUUUCACCAUCGGUUGUGGUAAAAUAUAGUAAACGAUCGUCGCUCUUUUUAUUUGUUUAUCUCGUCGAAGAAUUUGAAAUAUUUUUAUUUUCAGUUUUGUAUAAAAUUUUCGGUUGAAGUUGUGGAAAGUGUUAUUUGCUAUUUUGUAAUUUUAUUCAAUGAUUUUCGAUCUCAAAAAAUAAUUUAAAAAAACAAGUGAAAUCGUGGAAAACAAGUUUGUUUUUUUCUGUGGUCAAAAAGAUAUUCAAAAAAAAAGAAAUAAUUGUGUGAGAUACAUGUUCAUAUAAAUUACUAUUAUUUGGCAAUUUUAUUAUACUCAACCAAUUUGAUUAAUCAAUCAAACAUAAACAAAUCGUGAUUAACAAACAAAUUUAUCUGUGGACAAAAAUUUUGCAAUUUGCAUUUGAAGAAAGUAUAAUCAUACACCAAAAGCUCAGAGUAGACGUCAUUAUUGUCCACAUAUUCUGGGGAGAUUUUAAUUUUAAAUGAACAAAAGAAGACGUUAAGUGGACGUUUAAAAUUGGAUAUUAUAAGGUUCUUGUUAAUUUGACGAGAGAGAGAAAGACAUAAAAUAAUGCAGGCGGUAGCAAUUGCGUGUAGCGUGUUAUUUGUUAUUGUUGACUUUACUCAAGCACAAGAUGAUAUCAGUAAUACUUUAUACACAAAGAGAUACGAACGUUUAGAUAUUGAUACAAUUUUGGCAAGUCCGAGGCUAGUGACAAACUACGUGGAAUGUUUAUUAAAUAAGAAGCCCUGUGCUCCCGAAGGCAAAGCACUUAAAAGAAUUCUGCCCGAAGCCCUUCGUACAAAAUGUGGUCGGUGUCAACCGAGUCAAAAGGAAAUAGCCCUUAAAGUCAUCACAGCCUUAUACUUUGACUAUCCUCAAUACUACAAAGCUCUGCGAGAGAAAUGGGAUCCCACAGGAGAGUACAACAAUCGUUUUGAAGAAUAUUUACGUGAUCAAAAAUUCAAUGCAAUUGGAGGUGGAAUUGAAUCGGAAGCAGGAGAACAAGCACAGGGCUCAUCAUACAGCAUAAAUAUUACGCAGCGUCCAACACGUCAGGGUGCAGGACAAGGAGGAGUUCAAGCUGAUGAACUAAAACCAAGUGCCACCACAAAUAAUGACGAAAAGAAUUUACCAGAAAUUCUAAAUCGUUUUGGCAAUGACGAAGACGAAGGCGGAUAUGGUUAUGAAAAACCUGAAAUGAAACCAAGUAGUAGUCAGGCUCCACCAGUUGCAGCAGCGCUACAACCUUCAAAGCCACAAAAACCUCCAUCCCAGCAGCCACAAUCAACAACACAAAAGCCACAGCAACCAGCAGCACUGCCAAGUGUGACUUCAGCGCCAUCUAGGAGACCUUCCAAUAAUGGUAAUAAUUCACCAAAUUCUGGAAGUUCAUCAAAGCCAGCACAUAGCAAUAAUGUAUCUGGAUCAGGAUCUAGUUCGGCUUCUGUGCCAUUGCCAUCACAGACACAGACAUGGAAUCACCAGAACCAUCAGAAUAAUCAUCAACAACCAGCAGUUACGACAACAUAUUAUUUAAAUACACAAAAUCCAGUUUUGAAUAUUAUUAAUCGUAUUACAAUGAAAUUUGCCAAUACUGCUGAAUUUAUUGCAGGAAUGCUUAGAGGAGCAGUGCCACAGCCACAGCGGAGUUAAGAGCUCAUCAACCGUUUUAGGUUUGUUGAUGGGAAUUCUACGAAUUUUGUUCGUUGUGACAAUGAAUGAAUUAGAUGUACAUAAUAUAUUUAAAUUUAAAUAAAACAAAUAUGAUUUAAUUUAAGAAAAAAUUAUUUAAGUGUUAUGAAAAAAAAAUCAAUAUUUAAAAUUAUGACAAACAGAAAAAGAUACGUGAAUUCAAAUUGAGUGAUAUAAAAUAUAUUGUUUAUAACUAUUUAAUUUUUAUAUAAAUUAAAUUUUGGUUGUU